Messenger RNA from Pyricularia grisea, 1365 nucleotides. RefSeq lists its product as uncharacterized. Bases 1 to 1365 code for a protein of 454 amino acids. NCBI's taxonomy places the organism in Eukaryota, Fungi, Ascomycota, Sordariomycetes, Magnaporthales, Pyriculariaceae. The transcript has 2 exons. The record is from RefSeq and is a predicted model, not a curated record.
AUGACAAGCGGCGAUCCGCCCGAGAUCUACCCACAGUAUUGCUUUCAUCUGUCGCCGACGAUACAUCGGUGGUGUCACCUUCGAGCGGCAGACGUUGCGAAACUGACUACGCAUCCGGGGUUUGAAGCAUGCUGGCGGGACGCCGCGACAACAGGGCAGGAUCUCUAUUUCCACAUCAACCAUCCCAUAAAAUGGGUCCGCAUAGCGGGCGUCAUCGUCGCCAUAGACGAGUACAACAGCCGCCGCAUCUACACUGUGGAUGACGGCAGCGGGGUGAACAUGGAAUGCGUCACCACCGUUGCGGUGGCUAAGCCGGCAGCAGGGGAGGCUGCUACUGGCACUACUGCGACUGCUUCUACUACUACAGCGCUUGGAUAUGGGGCCUUCCAGCCCCGUCAGCACACAAAUCCUCGCAUACCAAACGACCUCGACGUCGGACAGGUGGUCGAGGUCAAGGGAGGCGUCUCUACGUUCCGCGACGCGCGACAGAUCAAGGUCGAGAGCGUCGCGGUGCUGCGCUCGACGCGGCAGGAGGUGGAAUUCUGGCGCAGGACGACGGAGCUGCGCGACACGGUGCUGGCGCGCCCCUGGACCCUGCGCAGGAGGGAUGUGCGGAGGUGUCGGAAAGAGGCGGAGUCUGAGGACCUCGCGGGCCGGCGGGGCAAGGACGGCAAGAGGAGGAAGAGAGCGGAGACGGUCGAGGCUGAGGAGGACGGCCCGAAGAGGAGGGUUACGGGGUUGGAACCUGCCUCCAGGCCGGCGGUGGCGGUGGCGGUCGGCGCUGCUGCUGCUGGUGCUGGUGGCACUGUUUCCACGUCGCGGAGGUUCACUGGAUUGGAGCCCGCUUCGAGGAUGCCGGCUGUCAGAGCCAGUGGAUUGGAACCCGUUUCGAGGAUAUCGGUUGUCAGUGCAGCCGGCGACAGUGUUGCGAUGUCGAACAGAGCCUCAGAAUCAGAACCCGCUUCCACGUCGCGGAGAAGAACUGGGUUGGAGCCUGCUUCAAGGAUGCCGGUUGUCAGGAAUACUAGUGAUGGUAUUGCGACGUCGAACAUAGCCACAGGAUUAGAGCCCGCUUCGAGAACGCUGACCGGGACUGUUACCAGCGCUGGGGCUCGAAAAUCUAAAACGGGACUGGAGCCUAUGCCAAGGACGCCGGUUGGCCACGGAACUGACGGUCGCAGUUCGUCAAAAGAAUCCAAGGGUCUGGAACCUUCAAGCAGCCGGACUAGCAGGGCUACUAGCAAUGGCGCUCCUCCGAGAAGAAUCACGGGCUUGGAACCAGCUGCCAGAACCACGACCCCUAGUAAUGUUGCGCCAAGGCCCAAGAGGAUCACUGGAUUGGAGAGCAGAAUAAAACAUUGCUGA